CCCCGAGAUUUGGAUCCGCGUCAUCCAAAAAUCUGCCGAGUCAUCCCCCGAGGCACCAGUGGACCACAGUGAACUCUGGAUGAACCACCGUUUUGUCUGCAGAACCUUCAAGACAGCCGUUGAAGAUGUGUUUCGAGACAAGUAUCUGCGGAAGACAUACAUUCGAUGGGAUCUUGGUAAUUUUGGCAUACUGACCUAUACUUGUUUCUCGAUGAACUGAUUCUUUGUAGGCCUUUAUCGACCUCCCAAUGGCAUGAAAACUUUCCUGGCUCUAGAGUACGGCUUCGAUAGUCUGAUUGAGAAUGGGGACAAGGCGGUAUUUGAAACAGAUCCUGGAGACGAGGAGUGCCGUGAUGAGGUCAAGAUGAGGCAGCGGGAGGCAAUGGAGGAUCAUUCGGUCUUCCUACCCAGACAUACGGUACAAAUCAAUCGCGAGCUCUUCGAUACACCCAUUCCCGGCCUCGAGGUCAACAGUAAGGAUUGGACGAUCACAUUUGAUUGGAAAGCAAUGUUUACACGUUUCUAUGGAGAAGAAAGACAUUAUCAUCGCUCGGUGGCCGAGUUCGCUGGUCGCCAAAAGGAAUAUGCGGAUGAGUUGAAGGCCAAGAUGCAAAGAGGGGAGAUGGAUAUGAUGCAGGUCAUGUCGAAGGCGUUUACGAUGAUUGCUGAUUGGAGUCACGGCUUGUACAAAGUUGCCCGUAGAACGAGAAUUUCAAGGACAAUCAAGGAGCAAGGUGAGGAGUGGUAUUGGGAUACUCUGGACGAAGACAUGAUUGAAGAAGAAAAGAGAGCCUUGGAGGAUUUGGCUAAGAGACGGCAAUUUGCUAGUAUGGAGGAUAGCGACGAUGAAGGUGAUGACGAAACAAGUGAUGAGGACAUCAAAGACGAUGAGGACGAUGAAGACGACGAAGACGCCGACGAAGAAGAAUCGGAGGAAGAUGAAUGGGAGGAUGAGGAAAUUCUUCAUGAUUGAUGUGGCGACGAGAACCUUUCGAUGCAGCUAGGUUAUGUAGUAAUACCGGGAUAUCCAAUAUCAGACCAGUCAAGCAGAUCUGUCCAGUGACAGAAGUUUCUCGUUUCGGACCAUGCCUACAGGCCAAGU
Molecule: messenger RNA, 1102 nt
Organism: Hymenoscyphus albidus
Lineage: Eukaryota; Fungi; Ascomycota; Leotiomycetes; Helotiales; Helotiaceae
Source: the annotation of a GenBank genome assembly